AUGAGCAGUAUGGAUAAGAUUAUACGUCGGGUAUCCAGAGCAUGCAUGGAUAUGAGACAAGAGUACAUCAAAUGGCCCAAUCGUACGUUGCGUAUAAGCGAAUUAUGUCAAUCAUAUUUUUAAAAUAAUUUGUCUCUGUAAUUCUGUAAUUGAGUUACAAAUUCUUAAAAAAAUCAAUGACAAUAUGGUUUUAAACAAAUAAACCAAGUAAUCUCAGUUUAAUAGGUGAGAGUUUCUUCAUCCUUACAGCUAAUUUCCAUAGCUUUGGGUUAGGUGGCUCUGAAUGAAAUUCUGAACUCAAGAAAACAGGAAGAGGGAGGAAUUUGCUUUGCUCUGUUUUGAGGUCACUUUGUUAUAUGAUUUGAUGCUGAUAUUCCCUGCAGGUAAUGAAAUGAAUGAAACAAUGCAAAAUAUGUGCAUAGAAAGAAGUUUCAUUCUCUUGUUACACGGGUAAGUGUCAUGUUUCUCUCUUUUUGUAAUGCUUAUUGAAAAUAUGUUAUUUGCAAGAGUAAUUUCUAAAUGUCAAAGCACUUUAAAGCUUUGAUCACUGUGACGAUAGGUUUUCCGCCCCAAAACUGGGAAACUGAAUCUUCGCGGACGGCACAAUAACAACUGGGGGAACUAACUCUGUAGAGACGACUUGGCAGCGAGAACGGAAACUCGUCACGAUUUCCUGGUACACGGAGAUCUGCUUCGAGCGAGCUUAUACGGACGUCAAGGAUAAGACAAUCUUUGGUUCCACAGUACUUUUAUUCUAGGUCAGGCCAACAAGCGACAUGACCUCUAGCAUACUCUAGUUUGUAAUCAAAGCUGUACAAGGUACUUGCUUAAGAAGUAACUGGUGCGAAGUGCUAUUGUUACACAAAUCGCAAUAUUUGAAUAAGGACACAAAGGAGCGGAAAAAAGUCUCUUUGAAGUUAAACGAAAACUACUUAAUUAUUCCAUCUGUUUCUACGACGGAAAGAAUCUCAAAAUUAAAAAGACGGAUGCAAUAAACUUUAGGCCAUUAAAGUAGGAAAUCUAGGUGGAAUUUACAGCUCUGGUAUAGAAAACAAUACCUAUCUUAAUUGCAGUAGCGCAGCUCAGGAAAUAAAAAACGAAAAAGCAAUUAAAAGUUUCUGCUUAUUUAUACAAGAUUGGUUUGGAAACCAUUGCAUGAAAAGAAAUUAGAUUUACGAGUAUAAACUCAGCUGCUAUCUACCAUGAAAACCAAUGUUUCCAGAAAGACCAUUAACACUUAUAUUUACCUAAAAAACCCAUGUACUAGAUGACAAAAGUGCCGACAAGCAGGUGCAUAGUAAAAGCGAGUAAUCGAUAAAAAUCUAUUCAAAAGCUACUGUGGUUUUUAUGCAUUUUUUGAUUUAUUAAAAUGAAAGGACUUGAAAUGGUUAAAUGUGAAAGUUUACGAAUAAAUAUGUUUCGAAUAACACACACGGGAUAAUCAGUAAAUUUUCCCGUAACAUCACAACAAUGUGAAGAAAUUAGUGAUUUUCAUAUCAUGCAAAAGCAUCAAUAAAUUAUUGUUGACCAACAUUUAAUCAAGUAGAAUUGCCCUUUUUGCUUUCUUUUUUUUUUGCUUCAGUGAGUUACCGCAAGUGAUUUUAUGCCAGGUACAUUUCCAUGGCUUGGAAUUAGCUGAAUAGAUAAAUGAAUGAAAUAGUUUUUCUUUUGAAAUCCACAAUCUAUUUUACAUCACUCAGGUUGUGUGUGAUGAUAACAUGUUAUUUAGAGGUAAUCUUACUGGUUGGCCUUGCUCAGUCCAUGACUCAAGGGUCUUAAGAAGUUCUUCAUUGCAUGCUACAGCAGCAAUCAAGUUUCUUGGUGACACACACUUUCUUGGUGAUGGUGGAUACCCUUUGAAAAGGUAUGUUCUCUCAGAAAUUUAUGUUAGCUCAAAUAAAAGAGGGCAUCUCACUCUUUUAUUUGACUCAUGUACAAACUUUUAAACACCAAUAUGCACCUGAUUGCAAUACGUAAGUCGCAAUGAUCUUAAAUGUAAGUGCCUUUGAAAUAGAUUGGUAGUGUACAGGUUUGGAAUAAUAAACAAAUAAUGUUUUUUUUGCAGUUGGCUGAUAACCCAUACCAAGACAAUGGUCAUCUAAUUGGAAGACAGAGACCGUUCAACACCAAACUUUCCUCUUUGCAGUCAGUGGUGGAGAGAUCAAUUCAACUUCUGAAAGGGUGCUGGAGGAAACUUGGCCCACUGGAGUCUAUUGAUAUGGAACUCUUGGUCCAUAUUAUUAUGUCUUCUUGUGUUUUACAUAACUUUUGUCUUCUACAUGAUGACUUUGAUGACAACUACUUUUUGGAUCAUCAUGAUGGUGAUAGUGAUGGUGAUGGUGGUGAUGGGCAUGCUGGAGGACACCGAGAUGAUUUAUUAGCUGCAGAGACAAAGCAAGUUUGGUUGAUGAACAUUAUAUGCUGAUUUUUAAGUACUGAUACUGCACAUGUAUGCAUUGAUGUGGCAAUGGUAAGAUGUGUAAAGUCACCACUUAGCCAGGGAUUUGUACAGGAUACAUGGCUGUUCAAAUUUAUUGACUCACUGGGCUUUUCGAUGUAGUUUUCUCUAUGAAAGCAGUUAUGUGGACACAGAAAAUCCAAGAAAAACAUGAACCCAACAUACUCCCUUUUAAUGGUUUAGAAUAACGUGUGAAGGUCCUCCACCAAAACUUUAAGAUAAAACAUCCUGAGUCCUGUCUUCACAGUCAGUGUUCUCAAAUCCUUCUUUUAGGUGCAUUAAGUUUUUGAACCAAAUAGAAUCUCAGCUCCACUAGCAAGAAACAAACUGUGCAGAAAGUAGAAGCUAAAUGGCCAGCAGAAAUAAAUAAUGAUUAAAACAUAAUUCUGG
Molecule: messenger RNA, 2848 nt
Organism: Pocillopora meandrina
Lineage: Eukaryota; Metazoa; Cnidaria; Anthozoa; Scleractinia; Pocilloporidae
Source: the annotation of a GenBank genome assembly